GUUUUUACCAUCAAACAAAAAUAAAGGAAAAUAACAUUUGAUCAUGAAGUGUUAUGGAGAGAAUUAGCUGUAUGUAGUUUAUUUCUCGUAAUAUAUCGGUCGAACAUCUCUCUUUUACUGCGAUUCAUACAAUUUGUGCGUACACAAUCCAAUCCACACAGAUCGAAUUGAGAGAAAACUGCAUCACUGUCGAAGAUCACAACAAGUAGCUCGUCUGGUCUCAUUGUGCAUUUCACGUUUGCUCAAGCUGUUCAAUUUUGAGUCAUUUUUAGGGGCUCUGAGGAAUGAAUUUCUUGCUCCGAUCUGCUUCCUCCGCUACUCAUCGGCCGCCCGUGAGCGAACCACCAGCUACGCCGCCUCAGCCUCCCCGCGAGACAACGAAGCCCGGAGCGACUUUGGAGGGGCUAAUAGCCGAGGAGCCUUUCCCACAAUAUCCAUCAGUAGAAGAUCAUUUGGAUCGCGUUGCUGACGGAUCUGGAGACGGAGAGUUGAAUGCAAAGACUGGUGGCUCUGGCAUGGAGAGAUUCUCAGAUGUCUCUGAGGAAGAAGGAUGGAUCGCUAUUCCUUAUAAGGAAAUCCCAGAUAACUGGUCUGACUCAGUUGAUAUUCAUUCAUUACGGUCACUGGAUCGUUCAUUCGUAUUUCCUGGGGAGCAGAUUCAGAUUCUUGCGUGCUUAUCUGAAAGUAAAGGAGACACAGAGAUUAUUACCCCUUUUAAGGUUGCUGAGGUAAUGAGCAGGACUGGGCAGAGAAAGGUCUCUGACAAGCAAAAUGGAGAUAUGUCUGAUGGGACGAGUACACCGUCAGGGGAUGGAGAGAUGAGCCCUGAUGGUCAGUUUGCGACUCAGAAUGGUGACAGUCCUGGUAAAGAGAGUUUGGAUUCACAGAAGGACGUAUCUGAUGGCGAAUCGAUAUUGAGGAUGGAAGAUCACAAGAGACGAACGGAGGACUUGCUUUCCAGGUUUCAGAAGUCCCAUUUCUUUGUUAGGAUUGCAGAGUCUGGUGAGCCACUUUGGUCAAAGAAAAGCUCUCUGGUCGCAGAUGCAGAGUCAGAUGAACAGAGGAGAAGCGGCAAAAGGAGACCUUGUGUUAGUGCUUUUGUAGAUAGAGGAGACUUCGACCCUAAUGUUGCUGGAGGUGUAGCUAGAAGUAGGGCAAAGUGCUGUGCCUUACCCAAUGGAGACAUAGUGGUCUCUUUACAAGUUUAUAUUGUCGACUGUCCCAAAGAACCUAUCAUUGAGAUAUUGCAGUUUGAGAAGCAUCAGGACAGAGACAAGCUUUCUGAGAACGAUAAUGACUCGGAUCUUGAAAACAAGGAUCCAUGUGGGAAUCUUUUAAAGUGGUUGAUACCGUUGGAUAACAACACUAUGUCUCAGCAAUCCCGUUCUUUGCCACCUCCUAUAAGCUCUAACUCAGGUAUCAGCAGCUCUGCUCACAAACCAGCGCUCUCUUCUGCCUCAGGCUCACAACUCUUCUCCUUCGGCCAUUUUAGAAGCUACUCCAUGUCCUCUCUGCCUCCAAACACUGCACCAGUUACUGGACCCAUAAAACCCCCUAGCUCUAAACCACCGUUUGAUAUUGAAGAUUGGGACAGUUACUCAGGUCAAACACCACGAAACGGUCAGAAGUCUGGGACUGAAGAGCUCUUAUCUUUCCGGGGUGUCCCGUUGGAGCGGGAUAGGUUCUCUGUUCGUUGUGGGCUCGAAGGCAUCUGCAUUCCUGGUAGAAGGUGGAGGAGGAAACUCGAAAUCAUUCAACCUAUUGAUAUCAAUUCUUUCGCAGCUGACUGCAAUACAGAUGAUCUUCUCUGCGUUCAGAUAAAGAAUGUGGCUCCGACCCACACUCCAGAUAUUGUAAUAUACGUGGACGCCAUAACAAUUGUGUUUGAGGAGGCAGGGAAAAGUGCUUCUCCUUCAUCAGUACCAAUUGCAUGUAUUGAAGCUGGAAACGAGCACAGUUUGCCGAACUUAACUCUCAGGAAAGGUGAGGAGCACUCAUUCAUCGUGAAGCCUGCCUUUUCUGUUGGGAGUAAUCCGAAGGCCUCAGCUGCAAGAAAAGAAGCCAAAUCAUCGAGCUUGUCUCUUCCAGCUGUAAAUUUUGAAAGAAAAGGGAGCGGGUUAAGUGGUGAUCAGUAUGCAGUUAUGGUGUCAUGUCGAUGCAACUACACAGAAUCAAGGCUGUUUUUCAAACAACGGACAAAGUGGAGACCACGAGUUUCGAGGGACCUGAUGAUCUCUGUUGCGUCUGAAAUGUCAGGAGAGCCUUGUGGCCCUCAUGGGAGGGCCUCCCAGCUACCUGUUCAGAUUUUAACUCUUCAGGCAUCCAAUUUGACAUCUGAAGAUCUGUCUUUAACCGUUCUCGCUCCAGCAUCCUUCACAUCACCCCCGUCUGUUGUGUCCCUAAAUUCCACGCCUACUUCCCCUUUGAGCCCAUUCCUAGGGUUCUCUGAGUUCACAGAGAGGGUACAAAGCGAGAAACGCAACACAACGAUGCGUAAACUGCACUCGUUACCCCCAAUUCCACUGGAGACAAGGACAGAGAACACAAGUGGUGAAGUGAAUUCUAGUUCCUCCAAUCCUUCAGAUGUUGUUCCAAAGAGCGGCCUGGGUUGCACACAUCUCUGGCUACAAAGUCGAGUUCCCUUGGGGUGCGUUCCUUCGAAAUCUACAGCAACAAUCAAACUGGAACUACUCCCGUUGACUGAUGGCAUAAUCACUCUUGAUACUCUCCAAAUCCACGCCAAGGAGAAAGAGACGAAUAUGGCGACAUCGUUGUCUAAAAUCUUAACCAGAUCGAAAGCUAACAGCUACAGGUGCUCUACUACAACCAGUGUUUCUUCCCAGCCUUCCCUUCCGAUACAAUUUUGGUCACGACACUUCUCCGCCGUCGCCGACCCUUCCUUCUCUAGCUCCGCCGCGCUUGGUAGCCAAGCGAGUUCUUCUGCUCCACCUCAAGAUAACAAAAGAGGGUCGAAGUGGUCACAGCUUCUGUUGUUUUUGCCUGGAGCUAUUACCUUCGGGCUCGGGUCAUGGCAGAUCGUCAGAAGGGAGGAAAAGAUCAAAACACUGGAGUACCAACAACAACGGUUGAACAUGGAACCAAUGAAGCUAAAUACAGAACAUCCUCCUGAUAAGAAUCUGGAUUCCUUAGAAUUUAGACGGGUUAGUUGCAAGGGUGUGUUUGACGAGCAAAGGUCUAUCUUUUUGGGCCCACGGUCUAGGUCCAUAUCGGGAGUUACGGAAAAUGGAUUCUAUGUCAUUACACCUCUAAUGCCAAUCCCCGGUGACCUGGAUAGCAUGCAGUCGCCUAUUCUGGUGAAUCGCGGAUGGGUUCCUCGAAGUUGGAGAAACAAGUCACCAGAGACUGCGGAGGCUAACAUCGUUACAAACGAGUCAACAGAAGCUAAACCACGCUCCAAUGAACAAAAGUCCUGGUGGAAAUUUUGGUCUAAGACGCCAGUGAUUACCAAGGAGCAUGUAUCCACGAUUAAGCCUGUAGAAGUCGUUGGUGUGAUCAGAGGAGGGGAGAACCCAAGCAUAUUUGUUCCAGCCAAUGAUCCAAGUACCGGUCAGUGGUUCUAUGUAGACGUUCCUGCAAUGGCUCGAGCCAUAGGUCUUCCUGAAAACACAAUCUACGUAGAGGAUGUUCAUGAAGACAUAGAUCGGAGUAGACCGUAUCCUGUCCCCAAGGACAUCAACACUUUGAUCCGCAGUAAAGUCAUGCCACAGGACCAUCUCAACUACUCAAUAACAUGGUACUCACUCUCCGCGGCUGUCACUUUCAUGGCUUACAAGAGGCUCAAGCCAAAGUCUGCCCGCAGAUAAGCUUUAAAUGUUCAAAUCAAAUCUCAUUCUUUUUGUCACUUGUUCUGCUGAAGUAAUAAUUAGCAGUGGAUAAUGGCUUUUAGGUUAAACUUUUAUAAGAAAAAGUGACACAAUGAAAUAUUUUAAAUUAUUAUAUAAUGAGAAAAGGUUGUAGUUUUCUUUUACUAUGGUGGAAGAAAGUUCGAACUUGAAGCCAUUUGUGGGUAAAGACGGUUGGAAUGAAAGCUGCAGAUGGGAUCUUUGCCGCUUUUUUAUAUCGAUAUGGUAUAUUGUCAUCAUCUUUUUAAAUAAUAGUUGUCUAUCAAAAGUUCAAAGAGUUUCACAAAGCUGUUCAAGAUUCAAUACAAA
Messenger RNA from Thlaspi arvense, 4172 nucleotides. NCBI's taxonomy places the organism in Eukaryota, Viridiplantae, Streptophyta, Magnoliopsida, Brassicales, Brassicaceae. The record is from the annotation of a GenBank genome assembly.